AUGUCUGAAGAUAUAGAUACUUUACAAACAAAAUCAACAACAAAUAUUAAUAUAAAGAAAUUAGAUGAUUUAGUUGAUCUUUCAACUAAAUUCUUUUUUAAAUAUAAGAAUAAAGCAGUAGAAGAUCAUAAUGAAGCAACACAAAUACUAAACAAGUUAAAUAGUAGUAGUAGUAGUAGUAACUCAACUGAAACAACUUAUGUUUGCAAUACUCCUUUACCUUCCAACCCCUCUAGAGCAGAUCAAGUUUACUUCUUAAAAGACAGAGUAAAAAUCAUUCCGCUUCAAGGGUACUAUGCCUUGAAUGAAUAUGUAAAUGAUCCAUUGUUUCUUGUUAAUAACCCUGGUGAUACAGAAUACAAUGAUGCUGUCUCCAAAUCAAUUACAACAUAUCAACAAUCUAGAGCUAUAAUACUAAUGGAGUUUCUAAAAUCUUCAUGUUUCAUACUUAGAUUACAACUCAAUGAUAAUAAUAAUAAUAAUAAUAAUAAUAAUAAUAAUAAUAAUAAUAAUAAUAAUAAAAAUAGAAUAGUUGAAAAUCUAGUGUUAGGUAGUGCUUAUACACCAAGUAACCUAAUCGAUUACUUUGAAGCACAAUCACAAACUAAUUCUAAAAGGAUAUGUAAGCCUGUAAAUGUAGAGCACAAGUUCGACCGACACGGUAUGAUGGGUCCUUGUGAGUGUUAUCUUCAUACGGUUUCUUAUGAAUUCAUAGGUGAUGACAACUACGGAGACGGUCUUCCACUAUUAGAGACUGCAGUAUGGCAACAAGUGGUCUGGCCAGAAGGAGAUGACAGCCAACUCAUUCAAUAUAUCUAUACGAAAGCAAAGUUUGACAUCAAUAUGGUCACUGGUCUGGUUACAUUCUCUGGCGAGUUUAAAAAAUUCAAAUUAAUAUGUGAAUCUAUCAACAACGGUCAUAAUCAACAAAUUACACUUGAUUAG
Heterostelium album PN500 is the source of this 945-nucleotide messenger RNA. RefSeq lists its product as uncharacterized. NCBI's taxonomy places the organism in Eukaryota, Evosea, Eumycetozoa, Acytosteliales, Acytosteliaceae. The record is from RefSeq and is a predicted model, not a curated record. The transcript is spliced from 2 exons. The coding region runs from base 1 to 945 and encodes 314 amino acids.